CCGCGACCAUGGCUGCGUGAGAGGAGGCGCUGUUCUGAAGAACACUCAGUGCAGUAACGCUCGCCUCGCUGCUCUCACACACAGGAAAUGUUGAGGGCAUUCACCAAGUGCCUUUUGACCAACGGAGUUGCUGGUAGAAGAAUGAUGUCCCAGGGCAGCCUGGCUGGAAAAGUUGCCAUAGUUACGGCAUCCACAGAUGGGAUAGGCUUGGCUACUGCACAGUCACUGGGGAAGAGAGGAGCUCAUGUUGUUGUCAGCAGUCGUCGGCAAGCCAACGUGGACAAGGCCGUGUCACUGUUGCGCAGUGAAAAUAUCCAGGUGACUGGCACCUGCUGUAAUGUGGGAAACAGUGAGGACAGAGAGAAACUGAUCAGCACAACUCUGGAGCAAUGUGGGGGUAUUGAUUUUCUGGUCUCUAAUGCAGCAGUGAACCCUUUCUUUGGAAAUAUCCUAGACUCUACAGAAGAAGUCUGGAACAAGAUAUUACAUGUCAAUGUGACAGCAGCAUUCCUUCUGACUAAACAAGUAGUGCCUCACAUGGAGAAAAGAGGAGGUGGCUCAGUGGUGUUGGUGUCCUCAGUAGCGGGAUACCAGCCAAUGCAGGGUCUGGGACCGUACAGUGUGAGUAAGACGGCUCUUUUGGGUCUAACCCGAGCGCUCGCCCCUGACCUCGCUCAGAGCAACAUCAGAAUCAACUGUGUGGCUCCAGGAAUCAUCAAAACACGAUUCAGCACAGCCUUAUGGCAGAGUGAAGAUUUGAGAAACGAGUUGCUGAAGCAGAUGUCCAUAAAAAGGCUGGGGAAGCCAGAGGACAUUGGGGAAGUGAUCGCGUUCCUGUGUUCAGAUGAGGCAUCCUUCAUCACUGGAGAAACUAUUACUGUGACAGGGGGCAUGAAUUCCAGACUGUAGUGUGUGUGAGUGUGUGCAUGUUUGAAACAGCCAGAAAACACCCAUUUACAGUCAUACAAUAUUAUAUAAUCAUACAUCAUAACAUACAGUUGAGAAAUGCAAUGUCAGAUUUGAUCUUCACAUAAUAUAAAAUGACAUUUGUUUUUGAAGAAAUUAAAUUACCGACUAUGCUAUUAAAUACAAAAUGAAAAGUGU
Messenger RNA from Pygocentrus nattereri (red-bellied piranha), 1104 nucleotides. RefSeq names its product dehydrogenase/reductase (SDR family) member 4 (gene dhrs4). The transcript has 9 exons. Gene Ontology annotation, molecular function: carbonyl reductase (NADPH) activity. NCBI's taxonomy places the organism in Eukaryota, Metazoa, Chordata, Actinopteri, Characiformes, Serrasalmidae. The record is from RefSeq and is a predicted model, not a curated record. The coding region runs from base 88 to 909 and encodes 273 amino acids.